AUGUGGAAUAUGAUGUGCGACGUGAUGCCUACGAUAUCUGAAGACAGUAUCAGUCAACGGAGUUCUCAAUUUUCUGGCGAGGAUGCGAACUUCGAGCAACUCAUGGUGUCUAUGUUAGACGAAAGAGAUAAGCUGGUGGAGAGUUUGCGUGAGACACAAGAGCGGUUAGGUGAUACAGAAGUACGGCUGAAAGAAGUUGAGAAGGAAAGAGAUUCAUUGCACCGGCAGAUUUCAGCUAAUUUACCUCAGGUCAGUGACUGUAAACUAUUUUAA
Molecule: messenger RNA, 273 nt
Organism: Pieris macdunnoughi
Lineage: Eukaryota; Metazoa; Arthropoda; Insecta; Lepidoptera; Pieridae
Source: the annotation of a GenBank genome assembly